AACUUCCAAAUUAGUAAAUGUAGUCUUUAUAUCGUGGUCUUCUAUUUUGUAGAUCAUCGUUCGUCAGCCGAAAAAGGAAUUGAGCUAAUGCGUCCCUAUCUACACGAGUUUUUGACGUCUUGUUACGAACAUUACGACAUAGUCAUUUGGUGUAUGUCUUAAUAUUCUAAACUAAAACCUGUUGGCGUAAAACGACCGUAACUUACCGAAAAUAUUUUUUCAUUUAUUUUUCAGCUGCCACCAAUAUGAAAUGGGUGGAAGCAAAAAUGAAGGUAAUAUUUACUUUUGAUGUCUUUCUAGGAAAAGUGGCGUGACAUACGAGACCUAAUCUCCUGCAUGCGCAUGCGUACUUAGCGACUGAGUGAACCCGCUAAAGUCGGUAUGCGAAGCGGCCGGUUGUUUAAAGGCGGUUCGCUUGCUUUAUCGCUCUAACCAAAGAGAUAUCAGGUCUAUAUAUAAUACUCUGUUGUGAUAAUUUUACAUUUACCUUAGGAACUUUCUGUGUUGGAUAACGCCAAUUACAAGAUUAUGUUCAUGUUGGACUCUCUCGCAAUGAUAACCAUCGACCAUCCCAAAUAUGGAGUUAUCGAGGUAAAAUCAAUCCGAAAUUAUUCAAAUGUUAUAAAGUGCAACGCAUAUCUCAACCCUGUAUUAAAUUGUUUGUUUCGCAUAUACAUUUUUCUGUUGACUUAGACAAAACCACUGGGUGUUAUAUGGGGGAAAUAUCCUGAAAACUACAGCAAAGAAAACAGUAUUAUAAUCGAUGAUCUACGGCGAAAUUUCAUCAUGAAUCCUGGAAAUGGCUUGAAGGUAUGGCACUGCACGAAAGAUUGAUUCCUUUAAGGCUCGAUCAAACGAGACGAACAUUCGGGCAGGCUGAAAUGUUUGCUUCACCGCGGUGGGAAUCGAACCACCGAAUGCAACUAGUGAGCUCCAUAAAUAUCUGGAGCGAGAAAUCGAGUCCAAAAAGUAAAGUCAGCUUCGUGUUAACCGCGCAGACAAAAACAAUAGAAAGGGACUGGAACUGACGUCCAACAGCUCCUUCAAUUUCCGCCAUCGUGGCAAGGAGUGUGCCGAAAUAUCGUAUUUUGACAUCGAUUUAAGGAAUAACACUCAGGAUUCGAAAUAGCUGCCGGCUUCCGGCGAUAGCCGGCAGUUUAGGACCUUACCGGCGAUUUUUAAUUUCAAAGCAUAUAGAGGAUCGGCGAAAAUAUUAUAUUUAUUCAUCGAUGACUCGCUUACAAUAACACCGUACAUAUACACAGAACUUGUCAAUGUUUGUUCCUACACCAAAUAAAAUGUAUUACUGCAUUCUUAGAAAUGUUGUGUUGGUCACUAUUAUUUGGCCUAUGCCCACUCCAGAACAUAACUAAACUUCGCUUGGAAAACAGCCGGCAAAAAGUUUCACCUACGAAAAACAGCCUACAAAAUUUGACAUAUUUUCGGAACGUUAUUUCGAACCCUGACACUAUGGUUUUAUGAACUAAUAAUUUGGCUAGCAAUACGGUCCGUUAGAAUAAAACUGGAAUUAGCUGGGGAAAAUGGUAUAAAAACUGUUUACGACCUUCAGAGCUAUUGGACGUCAAUGACUGCCAUCUUGGCUUCACUUUCUCAUAGUCCGAAUGACUGAAGUUUUUGCUCCAUAUAUAAUAUAUAUGGAGCUCACUGGAUGUAACAUGUUCACCUCGUUUCAACACUAUGUUGGGUAAUGUUGCCUGAUAUUGGAAGAUAUUCAUCCAACAUUGUCCUCCUUUGUUGGACCAAAAAGGUUGGAUUGAACGGGGAUUUAAGCUUCGAAAUGCUAGACAAGUGAAACAACGAGUGUCUGGGUGCAGGGCAUGGAGAUUUUCAAAACAAUGAAAAGAUGCAUCUAAAUUAAGUUUUGAUGCUUGUGAUGUUACUCUGAGUGUGUAUCCACACCGGGCAAGCUUGAAAAAUAUGCCUGACCACGGUGGGAAUCGAACCUACGACCUUUGGAAUACUAGCUCAAUGCUCUGUAAAUUAAGUUUUGUUUCCAAUAGAUCCGACCAUUCCGUGAAGCUCAUCUAAACAGAGGAACGGAUACGGAACUUAAGGGACUAACGAAAUACCUUAAAGAAAUCGCGGAUUUGAAGGACUUUGAUGAACUAAAUCACGAUAGAUGGGAGAAAUAUAAACGAGAGGAAAAACAGACUGACAGUUGAUGCUAAAAUGGGGUAUAAAAUUGUAUUUUUUAUACUUACACAAAGAAAAGAAUAGCUUUUGAAAAUGGUCAUAUGAGGGUACAAUGUACCCGACUUUGUUUUGCGCAACUUUGCCUCGCCAUAAAAGUUAGCAAAAAGACAUACCGAACCCGUUUAUCAUGUCAAGUACCUCGCAGACGAAUAACAUUUGAGUUAUAUUUCCUUCAGUUCUGUUUGUUCGUAUAUAUUAUAUUAUUUUAUAUAUAACCCGCGAAUGCAAAAUAACAAAAUAUUUACUAAAUAAAAUCUUUCAAUUUUGACGAGUACUCUUAUAUAACUGUAGUUUUGUUUCAGUCAAAGCUGGUGAUGCCACCUAUUGACAGAAAUUUAUUCGACUUGUUCGUGUGUUCAGACCAGUGGUUCAGACAUGACAAAAAAUUAUUCUGACUGUACAGGUUUUUAAUCGUCUGGACGGGGCUUUCUCAUAAAUAUUUCUUUCCUGCACCAAAUUCCGCUUUUCAUGUACCGAUAGAUUUAUGUUGCUUUAUAAUAAAUUUUAAAAGAUCUGUCGCUAUCAUGUUUAUGUUAUUUACCGCAAUUACUUCCUCAUUUUUCGUUUUUUCCUGUUGAAUUCGUUCGCCUCAGCCUGUUGGUUCGAUAACAUUGCUUGAAUUUCUUUCGUCUUCUGUGCUCGCUCCGCAUCCCUGGGAAA
This is a messenger RNA of Paramuricea clavata, 2874 nucleotides long. The record is from the annotation of a GenBank genome assembly. Lineage: Eukaryota; Metazoa; Cnidaria; Anthozoa; Malacalcyonacea; Plexauridae.